AUGGAGAAAGCGGUAUGUAACCAUGGCUUCUUCAUGAUGGCUCCAAACGUGUGGGACCCCAAAUCUAAGUCACUAACUCGACCUUUGACCCUUUCAAAUUCCACUUCUGUCAGUGUGACAAUCUCUCACCCUCGCACUCUCUCUUUUCUUGUGAUCCAAGUUCACGGCAUCAACAAUGUCUCAAGGGUCGACGAAGAACUCAUCUUGAAACAAGUGGGACGGAUGCUGAGAAUAUCAACUGAGGACGAUCGUGACGUGACCGAGUUCCAACAACUUCACGAGGAUGCAAAGAAGAAUGGUUUCGGUCGAAUUUUCCGAUCCCCCUUUCUCUUUGAAGAUAUGGUGAAAUCCAUCUUGUUGUGUAACACGACUUGGGAGAGGACACUAGGUAUGGCUUCUAGCCUCUGCGUAUUGCAAUCUAAGCUAGCUGACGGAACAGUUAGGCCUAGUAGUCAAAAUAAUAAAAAAAGGAAACGAGUACUCAAAGAAACAAAGGAAAGUUCCAAGAAAGAAGCAGGAGGAAACUUCCCUAGUGCAAAGGAAAUAGCUAGCCUUGACAAAGAGUUGAUAAACAAGCACUGUAAACUCGGGUACAGAGCAAAUUGGAUCGUUAAAUUAGCAAAGAUGGUCGAAAGCGGGAAACUGAAUCUUGAAGAGAUGGAAAGGAGAGAUAUGACAGCAAAACAAGUGUCUGAGAAACUGAAAAAGUUGUCAGGCUUUGGGGCUUUUGUAACUGCAACAGUGCUUAUGUGUAUUGGUUAUUACCAUCUUGUUCCAUCUGAUACCGAGACCCUAAGACUCUUCCGAGAGGCGCAUGGAAAUGUAGAAUGUUCGAAAGAGACGCUAGAGACAGCAGCACAAUCAUUUUACGACAGAUUCUCUCCAUUCCAGUGUUUAGCCUACUGGUUUGAUCUUAUCCAAAACUACGAAACAAAACUUGGCAAGCUUAGCGAGUUGAGUCAGCUUGACUACAAGAGUGUUAGCGGAUGCUCUCACAUGAAGCAACUCAAGGGAGACUAG
This is a messenger RNA of Raphanus sativus (radish), 1020 nucleotides long. RefSeq lists its product as uncharacterized. The transcript has 3 exons. The record is from RefSeq and is a predicted model, not a curated record. Bases 1 to 1020 code for a protein of 339 amino acids. Gene Ontology annotation, cellular component: nucleus. Gene Ontology annotation, biological process: DNA repair; base-excision repair, AP site formation. Gene Ontology annotation, molecular function: 8-oxo-7,8-dihydroguanine DNA N-glycosylase activity. NCBI's taxonomy places the organism in Eukaryota, Viridiplantae, Streptophyta, Magnoliopsida, Brassicales, Brassicaceae.